This is a messenger RNA of Acanthaster planci (crown-of-thorns starfish), 9039 nucleotides long. Its product is annotated as potassium voltage-gated channel subfamily KQT member 1-like. Gene Ontology annotation, cellular component: voltage-gated potassium channel complex; membrane. Lineage: Eukaryota; Metazoa; Echinodermata; Asteroidea; Valvatida; Acanthasteridae. Gene Ontology annotation, molecular function: voltage-gated potassium channel activity. The record is from RefSeq and is a predicted model, not a curated record. Gene Ontology annotation, biological process: potassium ion transmembrane transport.
ACUAAUUCCUUCACGGUGCGGUGGGCAGCACACAACUGUGUCAGCAACAGCACCAGCAGCACACAAUUAAACGCGGGAGCAUAUAUAACUAAGCCCUCUAACGCCAACUGAAGUGAAAACAUUUCAAGCAUAUGGUUGACGGCUAGCUGUGUGCCAAACUGUUAAUUUAGUGGUCAGAACAAUUGAUUGGCCUUUGGAGUGGAGUUGACAAUGAGAUUGGAGGCCUUUGAAUGAAAGGGGUAUGUGUGGAGCUGCCUUGGUACGUAUGUUUACCGAGUUGUGUACGAGUAGAUGCCAUAAUGCAGACUGCUGUGUUUGGAAGGAUAAUUGCCGUUUGGAUUGGCGAUUUUUAUCAUGGGCUCAAUUUGACGUUUGAGGCUCUAUGAGAGGACUCUGUAAAUGCGCCGUGCUGUCAGCGAUCGUAAUCUGUGUACAUAACUUGGCCUGUGAAUUGCGUAGCGUGGGACUUGCCUUCAGAAAUCGGUCCAGUUGAUUCCAGCGUGCACGCCAGCAGAGAGGGAUUUCUCCUUUCUCUCUCUCUCUCGCUCUCUCCCCUUUGCUGAGAUAUUUGCUGAUGAUUUGUGUACGACAUAGUUGACAUGUUGACUCGGUCUGCUAGUUGUUCAAAGGUUGACUCCGUUUCAGUCAUUUGGUUACAAUGUGAAUCUUAUGGCCAGCAGACAGGCCCAAUGGAUUUCUUCUGUCGGAAAGCAUCUGCUGAAUUCAGGUCCUCAGCCACGAGUCUGAAGUACACUCUGAAGGGUCACUGAGAAGUCACUGGGAUUACUUGCCUUUUUUCUCUCCCGGUGACGGGUGGUUCUCUGGGAUCACCAUGUCAGCCAGCGAUGCAACCGAGGAGGCCGAAAUGCAACCUCUGAACCCGUCUGGUGCCAGCGGGGCAUCGGGCGCCACCGACAGUGGCACGGAGGAGAAAGGGGGCAGCACCCCCAGCCCGGAGACGGCUGAGAUGCCCCUGGUGGUGCGCUCCACCCGGCAGCGCGUGGGCUUCCUGAUGGAGGAGGAAGAGGAGGACGAGCACAGUGAGCUGCGCAAGAAGGUCAAGCGGGAGUUUGCCAAGAUGAACGGCCGCAGCAGCCACGAGCGGCUGCAGCAGCAGCGCAUGAGCCUGCUGGGCAAGCCGCUGGCCUACAGACAGUCCAAACGGGACGCCAAGUUCCGCAAAGUGCAAACUAAGAUCUACAACUUCUUGGAAAGACCGGCAGGAUGGGUUGCCAUCAUCUAUCACGUUUUUGUAUUUCUAUUGCUUUUCCUGUGCCUUAUCAUCAGUAUUCUUGCAACCGUGGAUACGAGUACUAAAACUGCAAAUGGUGAAAUCAUUCGAUCGUCUAUAUACAUCACAUGCAAUCAUCUUGUCUUUACAAUGGAACUCAUAAUUGUAUUAACUCUUACUGUUGAGUGCAUCUUAAGAAUAUGGUCGGCGGGCUGCAGGAGUCGAUACCAAGGGCAUUAUGGGAGACUUCGUUUUAUAAGACGACCCCUGUGUAUUUUAGACAUUGUGGUUGUGUUUGCCUCAGUAUUGAUUAUCGCCGUGGGCACAAAGAAUGCAAAGUUCCUGGAGCCGGCCUUCCGUGGCUUACGCUUCCUCCAAAUCCUGCGCAUGGUGCGGCUGGACAGGCGAGGGAGCACCUGGAAACUGCUUGGCUCUGUGGUAUGGGCACACAGACAGGAGCUGCUUACCACAUGGUAUAUUGGUUUCUUAGCUCUUAUAUCCAUAUCAUUCCUUGUAUACACAUUGGAACACGAGGCUAAUCCCAGGGACUACGCAACGCUACCAGACGCCCUGUGGUAUGGCUUGGUUACUUUAACGACAGUAGGUUACGGUGACAAGACACCAGAGAGUUGGGCAGGGAAGCUGUCAGCUGCCAUCUUAGCUGUGCUCGGGGUGUCUUUUUUCGCACUUCCAGCGGGUAUCCUGGGUUCAGGCUUUGCCUUGCAAGUCCAGCAGCAGCAGAGGCAGAAGCAUUUUGCCAGGAGGCGGCAUCCAGCAGCCAUGCUUAUACAGUGCCUGUGGAGAUGUUAUGCAGCCGAUCCUAAUUCAUGUUCCAUGGCCACGUGGAAGCCACACUUAAAACCUGUCCAGAGUCCCACCAAUAACAAUGUCCAACCCAGAAGCAACAGGCACAGUAGUUUCCGUACGAACAAUCUGAUCUCACGGCUGUCCAUCAAGAGGAGCACCAACAGCCCCAUGCUGCAUCGGAACAGUGAUCGGGUCAAGAAGGGCGCCAACGGGAUCUACGACGACGAGGACAAGAAGAUGGAGCUCAGCACGGGGACAUACGGGGAACAAGACUCGAUUCGAUCCCGGGGUUCACACCGAUACCACACUCAGCAUGCACAAGAAGAGCCAGUUGGGCUAACCAAGCUGACAGAGGCUCACAAGAAUGCCAUCAGGGCCGUCCGGAAAAUCAAGUACUUUGUGGCGCGGCGGAAGUUCAAAGAGGCGUUUAGGCCCUACGACGUCAAGGAUGUCAUUGAGCAGUAUUCCUCGGGACAUGCUGACAUGCUGGCCAGAAUCAAAAGCCUCCAAGCAAGGAUUGACAAUAUUUUAGGUAAACCAGGGCAACAGGAUAGGAGAGUGAAAGGCCGUGGUGGCGGUGACCUGGAACUCUUUGAUCCCAAUAUCAGCCUGCUAUCACGAGUUGUCAAAGUGGAACGACGGGUCACGUUGAUCGACCGGAAGUUAGAUAUGCUGAUUGAACUCUAUCGAGAGGAGCGGCAUGGCAAGACGCAAGAGAGCCGAAGUGAGGAGAAGGAUGACUCGCACGAGUCUGAACUUGACACCGCACCAAAGGGUUUCCGAAGGCGGGUGUGGAGCUCUGGCACUCCACGCCCACGGGAGGGGACAGGCCAGCGGCAUGAAUCGACAGACACAUCGUCGGCGACUUCCCCGGCGGACAUUACUGGCACGGUGGUGGCACACAAACUGAAGGCGUCCGACCCAAGUCUGAUGGAGGACGACACCCUGGAAAAAAUGGACGUAACUAUCAGCACGUGUCCCCCGACUGAUGCGCAGGCGCAAUCUGGGGAUGCAUCCGGUGGGAAAACAAGACUCGGCCACCAGACUCGAGAUGCAGUCGAUGAAGCAGGGAGCAAGGAUGAAGUUACCGCCACCACUCCCACAGAGCCGAAGAAACUGAGUCGGAGGUGGAAGCGACCGGGGGCAGUCAGAAUACGGCCAGCACGCUCGGCAGAGUCGGUCAGCUGUCCACAAUCCGGGGAUUCGGUUUCCUACAGCAGUGGUCGCCAGUCCAGCAUGGGAAGCUUAGCUCCCGGCGAAGGCGAGACAAGGAUUUAAGAAUUGACGAUACCUGACUGACAAGUAACAAAGGAUUCAACUCGCAUUGUGAGCGGCAAAACUUAGUCUACUUUUUUCCAGCUUUUUCCAUUUCCUAUAUAUUGACGCCACGUUGCACAAAACGGCAUGUACAUGUACGUAGCAUAACGCGACAGACGUCUCUGAUAAAGUCAGCACAGCCAGCCAACGCCACGACUUGACAGUAUAUUCCAGCAGAUGUCUUCAGUAUUAGCACAGUAGCAAGCCCGCAUCGAGGGAGGAAAUGUGGGGGAGGGGGCUGGGAAGCCUUGGGCUGUACAAGGAUGUGUGAAGUGGCCAGGGUUUGCUGUAGAAUAAAACUGCCAUGAACGUGUGACAGAUACAAGGUAUAUUUAAGUAUAUUUUUGUAUUCCUGAUUGUAUACUGACCUGAUCAGCUGAAGAGAAGGGUAAAGGGCCAGAGUAUAAAAAAGUUGUGUAUUAGGAAGCUGGUACAGAAAAAAACAACUCUUGACCUCAGUUUACAUUAGGAGGACAAGAGGCUUUGAUGUAGGGGGGGUUGGCAGAAGACUUAGAAGUGAUAGGCAUUAGAUUACCAUGUUAACCAAUUCAAAAAUUGAACGGUAUCAGAGAUUUGGGGCGUAAGGUUUAGCCUGUACCGAUCCAAAGCUGAUACCUCCAUCAUGACAUUGACAUUUUUACUAUUUUUGCCUAAGUCCAGUGCUGUGAACAAGUGACGUAUGAUUCAGAAUACUAAAAUGCCACGACAUUAAAGUGCACUAACGUUUUCUGUGCUUUCGCUGCUGGAAAAUUAAAACCUGCCAUGGUCUUUCCUGUUUAAUCUCAGUGACUUUUGUAAAACAAAAGAACUGAACCAAAAAAAAGUAAGUACAGUAGUUUCAGAGUGUUUUCAAGAGGUAUUUGUAUCUUUGAAGUUAGAAGAAAAAAGGUUGUCUGGCAAAAGUAGGAAGUGUACUAGCAGACCCGAGGAAUAAAUGGGGCAUAUUCACAUUACAUGUAGUAGUAGCCGGUUCAGGCACUACAAGAUAAGGUAUCUAUGAGGCAGUCUGCCAUUUAAGGGGCAGAGCCUAGAACCAAUUUUUUUUGGGGGGGGACGGCAGCCAAAUUUGAACAUUUCUUCACAUGCCCAUAAUGCAGUCUUUAUGAUGUUUUGGAGAUGUGAGUUUGAUUUUUGUUGGGGCGUUAGAAGUUUGUGGAAGAAACGAAAUAGUACCCAAAUGCUAUCCUCUCUGAGCACUUAAACUGUCGAAACAACAUUUGUCUCGGGAGGGGGGGGGCUUGGACCAUUUGCUGUCCCCUCCAGUCCACCUGUGGCACCAGUUGCCUUAAUGGGGGCUCGUUAGCUUAAUGUCAUCGUUCUGGGUAUAUGAACUCGAAGUUUGUCACUGUCCCUUUUUGACUAGUACCGCACAUGUAGCAGGCCCUUACAAACAAAAAUAUUACACUCGAUGCUCUAAGACCGUGUUCAACCUGAAGCACUCGGAGGAGUCCUACCUCUUGAGUGAAGAGAAUGCUCUCUUGCCGUGUCCACAAACGAGUGUUGACUUUAUCUAAAGAUGCUGUUUAGGUGUUCAGGAUUCGCCUCACUGGUGGCAGCUUUUCGGCAUUGUGAAUCCCUUGUGGUGAGCACUAAAAUGAAACUCAUAUCAUGAACACCAAUUCCUUAGCUUGUGAGAUCCUGUCAGUUGGAAGGGCUGCAACAUGUAUGUGUUUUACGUGUCAUCAAUAGUGCAUAACUGAACAACACAGAGAUUCAACCUUGAAGCCUCAGACAAGAUCAGGUUUUAAAACUAACUGGAAACUGAAACGUGUUUCAAAAUGUUAUCUCUGCAGUUUUUGCCAAUGUGAAUAUGGCCACUUAAGUGUGUGAAUUACAGGCAUUCCCGCAAUACACUGACAUUUUUGUGUUGUCCAAUCAGGGUGCAAUACAGGCCCUGUGUUCAUCUGAAAGUGAAUCUGGGUUUUCUAUUACCCUGUGCAAUGGACAACCAUAAAAGCCAGUAGUGGUGGACCUGCCUCCUCGAUAUUGCUAGAUUUUGUAGAAAUACUUUUAGUACAACUCACCAAUAAGAACUCUGCUUUUGAAGCAAAACUCAAUGGCUGAUUAAGAAUGCACAGAGUAUAUGAUAACACUGUGUUUACAAGCUAAUAUCCGUACGGAUGACGUUAUAAGGUAACCUGUGUAUUUUACUUUGACGUAAUAAAUUUCUUCAAGUGGGAAUAGUAUACAGGAAAAGGUGUCAAGGUAUUUCUCAUCAUAUUUUUACUUUGAUGUGUGGUGUAUUAACAAAAAUAAGAUCUACAUAUAGUAUUACUUUCUUGUAGAGAGAAUUGGCAAUGGUUGAAAAGAUGACCAAGAUUUGUGUUGUUGCUUGUGACCAACUAUUAUCAUUUUCGUAGUGCACUCUUCAGAAUUUCAGAAAUUUUACUCUCAUUAGCUCUGACAUUCUCUGACUGGCACAGGAGGACAUUUUUGCCAAAGUACCCCUUCAGUCUUGGACAUAAUGAACACCCUGUGCACGGGAGACUGUGCACAUUCAGACGAAAAUUGGUGUGCCAUUUGUGUGUAGACCAGUGUGUGUAGAGUGCAUUUGCACAACACAAGCGGAAUGGCUGCUCCUACACACCUGGUGGUUCAGACACACCUGGGUUCUCAUGAGUGGUCACAAAGGGCCAUUUAUUAGUUUAACACAAAGUCCAUGGUGCAACAGCCCCAGGAUGGGUCUAAUGUGGGUGACGCAUGCAAGGAAGGUGGGCAUUCCCGCCAAUAAGUAUAAUAAAGAGGUGAUUUGUAAGUCUAUAGAUAGCUCAAUAAAGUUCCUCAUACAAGGUGUUGGUGAGUGACCAACCGAGAAUAAUGAAAGUCAUUGGCCAGCUGCUGCUGAAUGGAACUAGUUCUGCCAGCUUUCUCAUGGUAAAUCACGCCAUUUUUUUACUUCACUAUCUCAUGCAUAUUCCACAAUUUAUCAAAUAUUCAAAUAUUCAAAUUUGUAUGUGCUUGAAAAGAGAACUGACACUUUACAAAGGUUUCAGAGAACUGCAUCGUACCACCUGUGACACAACUUCCUCUUUGUCUGUUGUUGGUUCAUGACUAUUCUAGCCAUUUAUUUCUGCGCGCAGCAAAGGAAUUUGACCAGGGGUGAAUAUGUGGUAGAUUUUAAGUAUGUAUGAGGUACUAUAGCAGCUUUCCCAGUUUCUAUCAUAGAUCGUGCAUAAUCGUUUUCUACCCAUUUUUCCAUGUUCAUUCAUACUCUCAAGUUGAAUUAGCUCACUUCAGUAAUGAAUAUUGAUAUCAAGACUCAAUUUAUAUAAGCUUGGGUUUGUUAAGUACCACAUUUGCUUAACAAUUUCCUAUUUUCAAGAAAUAUUCUAAAAUCUGCUGAAGUAGUAUUGCGUGUGAUGGAAAAUCUAAUAUUCAUUUUCAGAAAUGGUAUCAUUUGGGGGUUUCUUUUGUCCUCUUUUCAUUUGGCUUGGAACGUGAUAUGUGAUUUGUUGGAAUACCAGUGUUUGGCCCGUGCUGCCUUGCUUUGAGCUUUUCUUAAUCUUUUUACGUUAGUCUUGCAAGUCCAAUUUCAGUCAAGUUACGGGUUAUUUGUGUUUGGGGUUACUUUUACUUUUUUCAACCAACAAACAGAACUCCGAGCAGUUUCUGCAGCAUUCAUAAAAUGCUAAAGUACUGCAUUUCGUUGCAGUCAUGGUUUAAUGAACAAGAUGCCUAACUCAUCAUUCAAACUCUGAUUUCCGUGAGCUACAACAUUCAGAUUGAACACUUGGUAAAGAAGACAAUUGAUCUAAUCAGUAUAUGAUUACAAAGGAUCGUUAAAAACAACAAAACCUCAUCAGCAUUCAAUCAUUCGAGAUCCCGAUCGCAAAAAAAAUCCCGAGAAACUUAUUUUCAUUGCGUGUGACAUAAAUGUUCUUUACCCCCACCUUAAAUCAUCCCCACAGCUGAGCACUUUUAUACCAUUUUGCGUGACAAUGUUAAAAGAAAUUUGUUACGUCCUACUAGCUUAUACAAACAGUACUCUGAUGUUGGAAUGUUACAAGGAUUUAUGUAUACACCACACUAUCAUUACCAGUGUAGUGGUUUACUGUUUCUUGAUUGUCAAAACUCAGCGCUGCCUCAGAAUUUCAUGUGCACACAUUUUGUCAGUUUUCGCUGAAGGUAGUUUUGUGAGGUGUCUUUUGUUACUGACAGUGACAUGUGGACUGUUUUGUUGAACCAGACGCUAAACAAUUACAUGACCUGUUUCUGACGGAGUUUUAAAUGCACGUGCAACUGAAAAAUAAUGUGUAACUAUGGAUUCCGAUUAUUUCUUUACUGUUUUCCAUGUUAAGAUUGUUUAUCGUGGUAUUGGAAAUAUUUUUCUUCCUAUGCUAAUUCGGGUAUAUUUAAUUUGUCAAAAAGAAAUUAUGUUUCUUCAAAGCAUAUCACAAAUAGCCCAGACUUCAUGCACAAUGCUUGUUCAUGCUGCAUUUGCAUCUUGGGCAGUUGUUUUUCAAAGUUGUGUAUGUUUUCAGUUACACAGUUUAAUUGCACGGUUUUACAAAUGGCAUUCAUGUUUUAAAAACCUGUACAGGAGUCUUCAUAAUGUACAUUUAAAUCUUUAUUUUUGGAUUCAUGUUUUAAUAUAAUUCCGUUUUGAGUAGUGGAGUUAAUUACAUUACUUUUUUUUUUCUUACAAGCUCAUCAAUACAUUUUCUUUGCGCUUCAAAUUAAUGUCAGGGGCCAAGCUUUUAUUGCUGCUGAGCAUGCAAACCUACAUCAAACACCUUCCAAAGGAAAGAUCGCUAGCAAAAAACUACUUGCCAUCUAAAUGUAGACAGUUUUAAGCUGAAUUAGCAGAUGCAUCGCAAUCCUGAUUCCCGCACGUGGAGGAAAUCCCAUCAUAGAUGCAUGCCAAAUGGAGGAACAGACAAGGCCUUUAAACUAGUCUCAUUGACUUUUCAUGCAGCUGCCAAAGCAAGUACUUCAUUUGCCAACCCCUUAACCUGCAUGCCGUCAGUGGACACAUAGCAAAGUGAAUAGUACACGGACAAGUACACGGAAGGACAGGGAAUGAGACUGACAGUUAAACUACCACAGGAGGACACCACUGACAAACUUCUGACGAAGACUUGACGGAAGACUAAGGAGACAGCACUAGUGAGAAGGACUUCAUCACGGUUGAUAAUCCUUCCAAACUAGAUGGAAAGAUAAUCGACUUCAGAAAAAUCUUGACGGUUGUGAUAUUUUGCAGAGUAUGUGUGAAUCAUGCUCAAUGCUCAUGCGUUGCUCAAAGAAGGAGCACUUUGCCCAACCAUUGACUUUCAAGACUUUUUUUGAUGGCAGAUUUUAAGCCAACGCUCCGACGGACGAGUCAAAUUGACAAACGAACAAGCUGCAAUAACGAUGUAUUGUUCAACAUUGCAUUAUCCAAAUAAUAACAAUAGACCCAUUUUGUUUUAUGUGUUUAUUGGUUUUGUUUUCAUUUUUUUAUGUCAUCCUUUUUGUUGUACCGUUUUCCGAUACAAAGAAUUCUUCAAAUCCAAUAGAAGCAACUCUUGCUACAUAAACUGCUGGUAUUUUGAUAAUAGGAUUGGUCUUCAUUUUCUUGGGUACUUGUUAUUGAAGAGUGCAGCAGAUUUAGUAUUGACGUCUCUGUAUAUUUGUAUACAUGAAGCCACGUGUAUAAAAUUUGAAUAUUCGCUCAAUGAAUUGAAUAAAUUCCGAGAAAAAUCAAA